This is a messenger RNA of Saccostrea cuccullata (small rock oyster), 1741 nucleotides long. RefSeq lists its product as uncharacterized. NCBI's taxonomy places the organism in Eukaryota, Metazoa, Mollusca, Bivalvia, Ostreida, Ostreidae. The transcript is spliced from 2 exons. The record is from RefSeq and is a predicted model, not a curated record. Bases 88 to 1593 code for a protein of 501 amino acids.
AACGAAUUAUCUAGUUUGUUGAUUCCAUUGUAACAAGGAAAGAGCGUUUAUAACCAGAUAAAAACAUUUUACGGAAGUACUUCCACAAUGGGAUGCACUUGCUCAACCGAGGCAGUGCCCAUUGUGGAAAUUCGCCAAAGGCGACGUACUAUCAAGGAAAGAAUCAUUGAAUUUUUUCGAAGAAAUGACCGAAGAAGAGAAAAUCAGGAUCCAGGGCCACAACAGGGGGCGGACGAAGCGACCGUCUCAGUGGCUGUUCAAGUUGUGGAUAGCGGACCUGAUGGAAACCAGGAGGAGGCCGCCUCAGUGAAUGCUCAAGUUGAGAAUAACGGGCCUGAUGGUAACCAAGAGAAGAAAACUCCUCAGCUUCCUUUACCCACUAGGACAUAUUCUGAUGUGUCUAUCACAGGGAUGAUCGACAUUUUUGAAGAGAGUAGGAAAAAGAAAACUGUUAGUACUACUACUUCCACCACUAAACGAGAUGACCCAGCUUUCGAUCAGCCCCGUCCGAAAAAACAACGCCGCAAGUCCAAGGCAGAACAGGGAAACAUGCCUAAAGAAAACAGCAGGUCUGGAGAAAGCCGCAUCAACUACAAACCGCCACCGGAGAAGCCGAGCCACGAGAAGAAGCUGAAGUCCAACGACCCAAGCUAUCGAGUUGAUUCUUCACGAGUUGUCUGCAUUGGCGCCAUUCCUUCCGAGGAAGACAUCAGUGUAACAGCUGAGCCGGGAACUUCAAGGAAGACUAGCAGCGGAAAUGUCGAGAGGAGCAACGCCUGUGAAGCGGCAAACAAAAGCUACUGCAAUGGAUCUGCAACAAGAGAUCUCAAGCAGGAGUCUGCAAGGGCAUGGGAUAGCGGUAAAGACAGGAACAGUGUGGAGGGAGCAGGAACAAGUGCCAGUGGUCAAGCUUCUACAAGCUAUGACAUCCCAAUGGAUGCCGGUGCUGGCCCAUCCACUUGGAGCAGUCCCAAGAUGUAUGGGAAUUCCCGUGAGCAGACCAGGAAGGAGAUAGAAAUGGCACUUCUGGCCGCUGAAAAUAAACCCUUCCACCGCCCUUCCUACGUCAUCGAUACUCGUGAUGUGAAAAUCCGCCCAAAAGCAGCUAAGGGCCCCCGCAAGCCGCCGCUUGAAUCUCGCACCAGUGCACCGGCCGUAAUGAGCAAUCUGCAAAGCUGUGUGCGCGAAUUCAACCGAGAUGUAGACAGGUUGUUUGAAUCCCAGCCUCAGCAGACUCAACCCAGCGAUAAGCCCUACGACAUCAACAAGCGGCCCAAAGCAGCGCGCGGCGUCAGGACCCUGCAGACCACCGAUAUCUGCGGAAACACCAGGAGCUUUUCUAGCGGCAGCUACAGCCUGCGUCCCCAGCUUACUAUGCCAGGGCUGAGGCUCCCCGAACAUGACGCUCUGGAGAGAUUCGCGCAGUACCAGAGGAACCAGGAGGAGCAGAGGAGACGGGACAGGGAUCAGGGCAGAGAUAACAGGGAUCAGGGCAGAGAUCACAGGGAUCAGGGCAGAGAUCACAGGGACCAGGGCAGAGAUUACGAUGAGGACAAGGAAGAGGGCAAGCGCAGAGGAAGGGGCAAGAACUAGGUCAGUAGCAGGCAUAAUUUCAACACACAGUCAACAAUUUGUCCAAUAGCACACAGAUGAAAUUCCUUGAUCCGCUCCUGUUUUUACUGCAGACUGAACAUUUCCUAGUCAGCUCUACGGCUAGAUGGACGCAAUUUAUAUAUUUAUA